This is a messenger RNA of Asterias rubens (European starfish), 2460 nucleotides long. RefSeq names its product solute carrier family 22 member 15-like. The transcript is spliced from 11 exons. The record is from RefSeq and is a predicted model, not a curated record. Gene Ontology annotation, biological process: transmembrane transport. NCBI's taxonomy places the organism in Eukaryota, Metazoa, Echinodermata, Asteroidea, Forcipulatida, Asteriidae. Gene Ontology annotation, cellular component: membrane. The coding region runs from base 283 to 1764 and encodes 493 amino acids. Gene Ontology annotation, molecular function: transmembrane transporter activity.
UUCUUUUUUUUCUGCCAGAGAUGCGGUAUGUUUUGUGAUUGUUGUUUACCGUUUUAGUUAUGAUCCGACACCCUACCUAAACUAUAAUUAGCACAGGGCAGCAGCUGGCAGGUGGGUGGGUGGUUAUAGCCAUGCUAAUCGAGUGCCAGGUACUUCUUGUGACUACCUGCAUUCGUUUUCAAAGUCGUGUCUCCGUACAUUGAAGCAAGACGAGGAGGCUCUUCUUAGUCUUCAAGGUCAAAGGUCAAUUGGAGGUCAACCCAGUGACCUGUUGUUUUUACCAUGGGGAUAGACUUUGAUGAUGCCUUGGAGAGGGUCGGUGGUUUGGGUUACAUCCAGAGGUUACACAUGCUCCUCCUGUUUGCUCUUGGAAUAUUUCAAGGACCUUUCAUCAUGACGUUGGUCUUUGUUGGGAAAGAACCAAACUAUCGUUGUCAAGGUCACGCUCAUGAAGUCAAUGCGUGUGACCUUGAACCACCCUGCCAGAAUUUUGUUUACGGUACAGAGUUUACAUCCAUUGUCUCAGAGUGGGAUCUCGUCUGUGAGAAAAAACGAGAUGUGGGCUAUGCACAGUCCCUGGUGAUGUUAGGCUUCCUUGCAGGGGUUGUAGUUCUAGGUCGCACGGCUGACAAGUGUGGCCGCCUUAAGACGUAUGCAUGGAGUAUGUUUUGUGUCGUUGUAGCUCAAGCUUUAUCUGCUUUUACUCAAAACUUGUACCAAUACUCGGCAACAAGGUUUGUACUUGGGUUCUUUUGUGGCGGCGGUGGACUGGCAGGGCAUGUAUGGAUGUUGGAGGCGCUACUUCCAAAGAUGCGCGCCCUAAUUGGGGCGAUCUUCCACUGCUCAUUUGCAUUUGGCAUUGCGAUUUAUGCAUUGAUGGCUUACUUUAUUCGGGAUUGGAGACAUUUAACCAUAGUUACCUGCAUUCCCAUGGUGAUUUUAGUUUUAGUUCCGUUGGUAGUACCAGAAUCGGCUCUUUGGCUGGCCUCUAAAGGCCAGAGUGAUAAAGCAGAAGAUAUCCUGUAUAAGAUGGGUAGGACAAACGGUCUGAAAGUCACCCGCUCCAUGCUCUCUCUGAACAGCCGGAUCAAUGAGACCAAAGUGAAGGCGUCUCAUGGUACCUUGGACCUGUUCCGCACACCGAUAAUGAGGAUGAGGAUGAUGAUCCUCAUGAUCACAUGGUUUACUUGCUGUCUGACAUACUAUGGUCUUACCUUUGGUGCUAGUGGCUUGGGUGGGAACAUGUACAUUAACCUGGCCCUCUCAGGACUCGUUGAAGUACCAGCUAGCCUCCUUAGUGUCUGCUCAUUAAAUAGAUUGGGGCGUCGACCAACCAUGGCAGGUUCCCUUUUCAUCGCCAGUGUAUCCUGCUUGGGUGUUGUGGCUUUUCCAAAAUCACCAGAUGGUGCAAUGUCAUCAGCACAGACGUGCCUGGCUCUUAUCGGCAAAAUGGGUAUCUCUGUGUCUUUUAACACCUUGUAUCUCUUCUCUAGUGAGCUUUUACCUACAGUACUAAGGAAUACGGGAAUGGGUGUAUGCUCCAUGUCUGCUCGUGUUGGUGGGAUCAUAGCUCCGAUGCUUCCACCAUUUGGUGACAGGGUUGCCUACCUAACGUUUGGGAUCGUUGCAUUGCUGAGUUCAAUUCUAGAUCUGUCCCUCCCAGAGAGCCUUAACAAGCCGCUUCCUGAGACAGUGGCGGACGUGGAGAUUCCAACACAUUGGGCGUCUUCCGAUAAAGAAGAAAAACUCCUGAGCGAGUCCUAGCACUCUGUUCAUGGUUUGAAAGAAAAACUCCUAAGUGAGACCUAGCACUCUGUUCAUGGUUGGAAAGAAAAACUUCUAAGAGAGACCUAGCACUCUCUUCAUGUCUUCAUGGUUGGAAAAAAAAACUCCUAAGCGACACCUAGCACUCUCUUCAUGGUUGGAAAGGAGACUCCUAAGCGAGACCUAGCACUCUCUUCAUGGUUGGAAAUGAGACUCCUAAGCGAGACCUAGCACUCUCUUCAUGGUUGGAAAAAAACCAUGCUCUCGUUGUUUCAGAGACAUUGGUGGAUGUGAAGAUUGCAACACAUGAUGCGUCUUCUGAGAAGUCAAAAAAACUUCUAAGUGAGACCUAGCACUCUCUUCGAUUAUGGUUGGAAAGAAAAACUUCUAAGUGAGACUUAGCACUCUCUUCAUGGUUGGAAACAAACAAAGCUCUCGUUGUUUUCAUCUAAACUGCCCUCUGUUGAAAUCUUUAAUUGAUUGAUCUUAACUGCGAAUCACUCUAAACUGCUAAGCAAAGUGUGAUGUCCAAUACUGUAUGAGCAACUCAUCUUAAUAAAUCCAGGUGCUUUGUGAAAUCGGCACCAUGAUUUGUAGUCACGAAAAGUUACAUCUCAAAGCUGACUGAUUGUGAGAAACGGCUCCCUCUGAAGUAAUGUAGUUUUCGAGAAAGAAGUAAUUUUCCACGAAUUUGAU